CUCCCGUGGCGGUGGCUGGAGUCUGACGUGGUCCAAGCGAACCAAAACACAAAGGGGGAAGGAGGCGCCGCCGUUGUCGCAGCUGGGCCGCUGACGCUCCGUCUCUCGCCUCCCUCAGAAUUAGAACAGCGCCUUCCAGCAACAGAGUGACGCUGGACCCCAGAUCUCCUAAUGAACACUCCAAGCAGCUGCAUAUAGCUAUACAACAUUGGGGACUUGGUGUGGAACGCAGUAGGUCAAUUGCCAAGAGUCCAAGGAAUGGGCAUCUAACGCUGUGCUCAGAAAUCUACCCUGCAGUGCACUGAAGAGCCAACCAUAGGUCCAUCUGAGUAACCAUGGCAGAAGGUGGAUUUGAUCCUUGUGAAUGCAUUUGUUCGCAUGAACAUGCUAUGAGGAGGCUGAUCAAUCUGUUACGACAAUCGCAAUCCUACUGCACAGACACAGAAUGCCUUCAGGAAUUACCAGGACCAAAUCCAUCUGCUGACAAUGGCAUCAGUGUUACCAUGAUAAUUCUGGGCUGGCUGGUUCUGGCAUUUGUCUUGUAUUUGAUGAGGCCUGCUAACCUAAGGAGAUCAAUUACAGCUGAAAAGCCAUCCAGCCCACAUAAUGGACAGGAACCACCAGCUCCACCUGUAGACUAACCCAUACUGAAAAAGGUCAACCACUGUUUUCUUGAACAACCAAAAGAACGAGCGUUAUUGGAAUACCCCUUAUCUCUACACAACAUAGUUCUGUACAUUUGAAAUCCUUUUUUGCUUUUUCUGUGAUCCUUCAUAGAAUAUUAUAUUUGAAUAAAUUAACAUAUGUGGUAGGAGGUGAUUAGCAUUUUGGUGAUGUCUGUUAAAGCUACAUUCAUUGCCCCUUGCAGUAAUAGCUGAAAGAAAAUUAAAACCUCUGUAUUUAACUAUUUGAUCUUUUUCAAACUAAUAUUCUUUCUUUUAUAUGGUUGAACUUGCAACCCUGGGCACAAUCCACUAGCAGUAUCUCUGUGCAUCCCAUUUAUUGGGGGACUCAUGCAGAAGUUUCUGGUUGAUUGUACCCAUUAUCUGAACUUUAAUGUAGAAUAAUCCAAACUGUAUUUUAUUAGUAUAACUUUAUGUCUGCUGACUAGAAUUGAUAUUUUAUGAGUAGAUAACAGUGGGGAUGUGGGCAAUGAGAUAUUUGGCAAACUCUGGAAUGAGUGGCCACUAUGCCCAUCAUUGGCUGUACACCUUCAUGCAGUGCCCAGGACUUUAUUUCCUAAGUCUUAAAUGGUGGGGCAGCAGCAUGGUGUGUGUAAAAGGAUGCACUUGUGGGAUUUUCCCCUUCUGAAGUUGUUGAGAAAUUUUUACAGCCAAGAAUCAUUCUGUGUAGACUGUGCCUGGAAGUCUGGAUCAGAAUAUAUAUUAAUAUUUUAUUCAUAGAAGAAAAAUUAGUAAUCAGAACAAGCUUGUUCUAUUUGGAAAUGGAUGCUAUUAGAUUCGUCCUAUGUGUUUUCCUAUCUAUAACUCUAAUGCUGUUAGUUUCACAGGGAUAGCUGAAUUACUAGUGGCUCAGUCUUGGUGUGCCAGAAAACAUAUGCUUUGAAUAGUACUAACUAGUCACUGGUCUAGUGCAGCAUUAUAAGCUAUGCCAUGCAAUCACUGCUAAAAUGUUAAGGCCAGUAUCAUUUUUAAAGAUUAGAUGCAAUUCUAAACAUUGUGACUUUAAAACAGACCUUCCCAAAAUCACUGGGAUUUAUUUCUAAGAAAUGUGUUAAGUCUACGUCUCACAAGAGGCACUUAAUUUUCUAAAAAUUGUCCAUGUCUGUGUGAUAACAUUACUCCGAUCAACAUUUAUUUUAACUUAACAUUUUCAUACUCUUUGGAACAGCAUGCCACAGCUGUGCCUGUAGGACAGGGGUGGGCCUCCAACUGCCAUCAUCCCGUACCAUUGACUGUGCUGGCAAGGGCUGGAACAUCUAGAGGGCCACAAGUUGCCCAACCCUGUUCAGAGGCGAAAAUCCAAUUGCCAUGUUUUCAAUGGAUGGCACUCGGCAAGUGACAGUGUACUUCUUAUAGUUGUUCCCAGCUGUUCACAAAAAUAUAAAAUAUUAUUUGCAUAUAUUAAAUAUAUGUGACUGCCAUUUGUUUAAAUUUUGUUCUGUAUAUUAUCAUAUUAUUUAUAUUCACCACUAAAAUGAGACAAAAAGGUUCACUUAUAAGAGCACCCUAGGGUUUCUUAAAAAGGAAUGUGCAUGCAGUUAGUGAGAAAGUGUUGCUUCAGUACUUAAGUGUUUGUACAAAAAAGUAGAUAGAAUUUCCAGCAACUGAAAUGUGUAGGUGCCCUUCUAUGUAAUAUAAAAACAUCCAGAGUUUAGGUGGUAACAUUCCUAGAAUUCCUGGUAGCCUAGAAUUCUGCCAUCUCAGUAUGUAUAAGGAUAAUACAUAAAAUGACUUUAAGGCAGAAAGUGUACUUAAGUUGGCACAUUUAAACAGAUGCUUCAGUGAGGCAUAAUUCAUAGUUGCCAGCAAUGGAAUGUAAAUCUUGUCAUUUACAUUCUCAUGUGUUCCCACUUAGCCUUCCUCCAAAAUUCUUCCUUAUUCUUGCCAUGAUAACAAGGAAAAUCUAAGAUUAUUUGGUAUGCAAGCAUAACUAGGGGUGCAUGUACUUCCAAAUUAAUUAUUGAUAAGGAAAGUUGCUUGCAUGUGUUAAGUAAUUUAAGAACUUUGUGUGACCCAAUUCUAUGUGUGUGUUUACUGGGAAAUGUCCUAUUAUGUCCAUUAAGUCUUUUUCCAAGUAAGUGUGCAUAAGUUUGCAGCCUUAGUGAUACAGUGAAAAAUAAACUACCAGUUUUUCUUGAUCAUGUUAAAAGAGAACUUACAGUUCCAUAUAUAUGAAGCUUCUUCCCAACAAGAGUAUAGCAAUUCAGCAAGACUACAGUAAUUUAGCUUUUGAUAAUUAGAAUAGCCCAAAGGCACAAUCCUAUGCAGUUCAGACAGAAAAAAGUAUAAAUUCCUAGCAAGCCACAGCUGGCUGGCUGGCAUCCUGGGAGUUUUAGGACAUGUUUUUGUUUAAACGAAUCCUUUUAUUUAUUUUAUUUUAUUUUAAUGUGUAUGCCUACCCCCAUUCUAUGCUACAUUGGCAUUGUUCCUAUAACAAAGAACUGAAAGAAAAAUAUUCCUAGCAGCUUUCCACCUUGUCAUGUAACAAUUAAACCAGUUUCAUUGAGUUGGAUCCAAAGUAAGCAUGUGUAAGAGGACAGUGGAAGCUGAAUUCUCUUCUCCCUUCUCAUGGCAUUUCUCCAAAUCCCUUGGAAAAACUUUACCAAGAGUUGUGGGACUACACUGAAUGGAGUGGUCUGAUGGGAACCCCCCAAAAUCAAGUGGCAGCAACUUCAGUGAAUAUAGUUCCACUUGUGAAGGUGCCGCUACCUGAUUUGGCAAGGGGUGGAAUUCCCUCGCCUCAUACCAUACUCUACUGUAUUGGAGUCUCUUAAUACUCAGAGCAGUUUUGAUGGGUGGUUAAGGAAAAGACAGGGAAGUCAGCUUCAGCCAUAUUCGUUACACAUGAAGCACUCUGGAUCAAAGUCAUUAUGUUUGUACAGUACAUGUACAAGGUUCUCAAAUGGUGUCGUGGCAGGUUGUGCACUUCUGAGGGGAGGGGGAAUCCAGUAACAAAUUAACAUCUCUCAUCUAUUACAGCUGAAUUUAGACAAGGUAGAUCAGUUUGUAAAUGUAGUGUUCACUAAAUUCAUGGUGCCCCAGAAGCUGCCAAAUUAAUUCCAGAAGUUGUGCUUGGUAUGCUCUAAGAUGGUAUUUUCAAACUUUUAAAGCUUCAGAGAACCCAUUCUACAUUGACUCAUCUGUCACUGGAACUGCAUUAAAUAUGUUUCUGGGACAUGUUCUUAUCGUCCCAUUAUUUGAAUAGGCUAGGCCCUGAAUAUUGCCAGUAUUUUGUAUGGAAUUCCGAAGUCAAAGGAUGGCUCUGUUCAGUGCAGGCUAUUUAAAUGCAGGGGAUUCAGAGUUUAAAUGCUUCUGAAUUCCCUCUAACCUCUGAUUAUAGGUACACCAUAAUAGCAUGUAGCAUGUGAGGCUGUGUCUACCCUGCAGGCCUAAGAUUCUACACCCCUACUCUAAAAUGUUAAACUUUUGUAUAGUGCUAGUAGUGAAUAGGCUGCCUUUUAGGCAUAUUCAUCCAUCAUGACUAAUCUUAUUGCUCAAACCCGGAGAUGUUUCCAUGGCACCCAAAAGUUGUCCAAAUAGUUUGAGAACCACUUUAAAGAUUUUAGACAUAGGGAAACAAUCUGUUCAAAAUAUGGACUGUCCAGUUUUGAGGACAAGGAAAUAAUCCAGUAAAAUGUCCAAAUUGUAUUCUUUAUCCUGCUCCAAUGUAAUGCACAGAAUACUGUGAGGAUAAUUUCAGGAAGAAACUCAUCGUUUUAGCAACUGCCAGUGCCUCCUUAGAAGAUUAGCCUUUCUUAUAGGAACCAUGGUAUUAGAAAAUGGUAUGUCCAAACGCUUAGGUAAUCUUCAGAGGCCUCAAGUCAGUUAACACAAUGAAGUUAGGGGGUGACUACAAAAGAGGAGAGCCUUUUUAGUUCUGGCACUGCACUUAUGUUCUCCCCAAGGGGGUUUACCUGGCACCCAUGCUUAUCUUCUGUGUUCCAGGCAAAGACAAGUCCCUUCUCCCAUUCAUUUUUUAAAUCAUUGUACUUGUUUUUAAACCUAUUUUAUUAUAUGAACUUUCCUGAGAACUUUUUGUUAUAGUGUGGCAUAUAAAAUAAGUCAGUGUGGCAUAGUGGUUGGGUGUUCAACUGGGACUGAGAAGAACUGAGUUCAAAUGGCCACACUGCUUUGAAGUUCAUUGAGUGACUUUGGUUCAGUCAGCCUAACUUACUUCAUAGGAUUGCUAUGAGGGUAAACUGGAGAGGAUCAUUUUGGACUCUGUGCAAGAAAAGGCAAGAUACAAAUGUAAAAAUAAACAUAUAUGAAAUGUACAGUGCUCAGCUAGUAAGACAGAGAAGUUGAUGGGAUAGAAAAAAAGCAAGUUUACAAUUUAUGCUUUAGUUUAUAACAUUUUUUCUUGCUCUAAAUUAACAAACUAGACAUGAUGUUGAAGUUCCAUGAUUAGGAUAUCUCACAUUAUUUUUUUAAAUAGUGCCUACAGGAUGAUGGUGGAACUGAAUUUGGGCUGUGAUAGAGUAGCCUUCUUACUCCUGUUUUCUUAAUUAAAAUCACCUCCAACUG
Messenger RNA from Varanus komodoensis (Komodo dragon), 5207 nucleotides. It is a transcript of the gene SMIM14, whose product is annotated as small integral membrane protein 14. NCBI's taxonomy places the organism in Eukaryota, Metazoa, Chordata, Lepidosauria, Squamata, Varanidae. Gene Ontology annotation, cellular component: endoplasmic reticulum. The transcript has 6 exons. Bases 336 to 641 code for a protein of 101 amino acids. The record is from RefSeq and is a predicted model, not a curated record.